Molecule: messenger RNA, 1485 nt
Organism: Penicillium nucicola
Lineage: Eukaryota; Fungi; Ascomycota; Eurotiomycetes; Eurotiales; Aspergillaceae
Gene: bfr1
Product: putative nuclear segregation protein (Bfr1)
Exons: 3
Coding region: 1-1485 (494 amino acids)
Biological process (GO): intracellular mRNA localization
Cellular component (GO): nuclear outer membrane-endoplasmic reticulum membrane network; endoplasmic reticulum; ribonucleoprotein complex
Molecular function (GO): mRNA binding
Source: RefSeq, a predicted model, not a curated record
AUGUCUUCUACUGAGGAGCGGGUUAAGCCCACCAAGCCCGAUGAGGCUGCCUACAAGGCCAGUCUGGCCGAGGCUGAGAAGGAGCACACUGCUGCUCAAGAGAAGUUGAACCAAAUCAAGGCCAAACUUGACAACGCUCAGCCCAGCAACAAGGACUCGCCUACCGCCAAGAAGCAGCAGGAACUCCGCGCUCAACUUUCCUCCAUCCGCCAGAAGCAAUCCGGCUUCAAGUCCAGUCGUUCCAGCACCCAGGAGAAGAUUAACUCUCUGGACUCGAACCUCAAGGCCCGCAUUGCGGAGCAGAACAACUCCCGCGGCCGUCUUUCAUUCAAGAACGUCGAUGAGGUUGACCGCGAGAUUGCCCGCCUUGAGAAGCAGGUUGACUCCGGCACCCUCCGUCUGGUCGACGAGCGCAAGGCCCUGAGCGAUGUCUCGAACCUGCGCAAACAGCGCAAGAGCUUCGCCGGUCUGGACGAGGCCCAGAAGGGUAUUGAUGAGCUCAAGGCUCAGAUCGCCGAAUUGCGCAAGACCCUCGACAACCCCGAGGCCAAGGCCCUGAGUGACCAGUAUAACGAGAUCCAGAAGGAGCUCGACACCAUCAAGGCCGAGCAGGACAGUGUUUUCAAGAACCUGAACUCCCUGCGCGAUGAGCGCACCAAGCUGCGCAACGACCAGCAGGAGAAGUACACUGCCAUCCGCACUAUUAAGGACACCUUUUACAAGGCUCGCCGUGCUUACAAGGAGUACGAGGAUGAGGCCUGGCGCGUGCGCCGUGAGCGUCAGAAGACUGAGCGCGAGGCCUUUGAGCGCGAGAAGCGCAAGAAGGUCGCUGACAAGAAGCUCGAGGAGGCCUCGCAGCUCGCUUACCACGAUGAGAUCCUGACCGCUCAGGGUCUUAUCCGUCAUUUCGACCCUGCUUAUAACUUUGCCGCUCUCGGUCUGGACGAGAAGAAGGACCUCGGCAACAACUUCCGCGCCGGAGUUGGCCGGACUGUUGAGGCUGCUGAGAUUAAGGGUAUGAAGGUCGUGCGUAAGGACGACGAGGAGGACUACUUCGUUGGUACCGGUGGUAAGAAGGGCAAGAAGGGAGGCAAGAAGGGUGCUGCCCCUGCUGCUGAGAGCACCAAGUUCAACAUGAACGUUGGUAUCAUCGAGGAGUUCUCCAAGGUCAAGAUCGACCCUCCCAUGAACCAAUCUGAUGUCCCUGCUGCUGUGGAGAAGCUGGCCGCCAAGAUUUCCGAGUGGAAGAAGAACCAGGCCAGCAAGACCGAGGAGAACAUCAAGAAGGCCCAGGAGGAGAUCACCCGUCUCGAGGAGGAGGAGGCCAACAUCUCCCAGUCCAACGGCCGGGCCACCGAUGCUGCCAAGAAGCCCGCCCAAGAGAACGGUGCUCCGACAGCGGAAGCCGAGCUUGCCCAGGAGCAGGAUGGCGCCGCCGACGCCGCCGACGAACUUAAGAAGGUCUCGAUCGAGGAGAAGGCAUAG